Molecule: messenger RNA, 694 nt
Organism: Metopolophium dirhodum (rose-grain aphid)
Lineage: Eukaryota; Metazoa; Arthropoda; Insecta; Hemiptera; Aphididae
Product: cuticle protein 7-like
Exons: 2
Coding region: 118-531 (137 amino acids)
Cellular component (GO): extracellular matrix
Source: RefSeq, a predicted model, not a curated record
UACCUAAAACAUUGUUACAAUAAUCAUCAGUGUACUCAUUGUUUUUUUUUUUUUUUUGUGAAAACCUCACGUUUGUAAAAGUGUAUAAGUAUACCUACAGGACGAAACACAUUCAAAAUGGCUACAAAGUUGAUGGUGUUUGCCGCUUUGUUCGGGCACUUGGCCCUUGCUUACCCGCCCAUUGCGCACAACAGUUACGACGCCGGCCGUCACUACGACCGCGCUGCACCCAAGCCAUAUCAUUUCGAGUACGGUGUGAAAGAUCUUCACACGCACGACAUCAAGAGCCAGCACGAGUUGAGCGACGGUCACGGUAACGUCAGAGGAUCGUACCGUCUCGUGGAACCCGACGGUUCCACCCGCGUGGUCGAGUACACCGCCGACCACGAACACGGUUUCAACGCCGUUGUCAAGAGGAUCGACGCACCCCAUUACCAAGGCGACUACUCUGCACACACAACGGACUACCAUCGGCAACAUAACGAGUCACUCCAUCCGUACGAUCAUUCGUCGUACGACAAGUUUUACUGAAAUUAAAAUUAAAAAAAAAAAAAAGGACGCCGAUUAUACAAAGGGAAAUGCGUUACCAAACAGACGACAGCUAUAGUCACGCUACGGAUUAAUUGCUAUGUGCGUGUCGUGUACGUUUUUUUUUUAUUGAAUAAAACAUCCGCCGUUCUUAUAAUAUAAAAGA